AGCUGAAUCCUUCCCAAUGGCAGCGAUGAGGGGGUUACUAGUGUGUUUCACCGCGGUGGGAGCGGCGCGUGCUUUGCAAGCCAACGCGGUUUUUAAAACUUCCAAAACAACCAUCCUUUGUAAAAACUGUUUGUCGUUGUUGAAGGGUUUCCCGUCCCGAGAGAAACCCGUGCUGUUUAAAGCUGCAAGGACGAUGGCAGAAACAUUUCUGCAAAAGGUGGGUCGUGUAAGCGAUCCCAAAGAAAUGAGGAGCUUAGCCACCGAGUGGGUCCAUGAAUCAUUUCCAGAAGUCGAAACCGUUUCCACAGAGACGUUACAAAGUUGGAUAGAAAACAACCCAGAGGAAUUGCUCAUUCUGGACACCCGGAGUCCAGCUGAAUAUGAAGUCAGCCACCUGCCAGGGGCAAUCCUAAUUGACCCUCAGACCAAUGCUCCACAAGAACUCCUGCAGAAGCAGCUCUCUCAAGAGCAUAAUCAACAUAAACGCAUUAUCUGCUACUGCACUGUGGGAUACCGGGCCUCCAUGACUGCCCAGAACCUGACUAAGGCCUUGUCAAGUGAAGACAGCAUAACCCCAAAGCCUGCCCCAAAGAUUUAUAAUGCUGAAGGUGGGCUUGCGAAGUGGGCAACUGAAAGAAAGCAGAUGAUAGAUAAGCAGGGGGGUCCCACUUCCCUGGUUCACCCCUAUAGUGCAGAAUGGGCAAAACUACUGGAACCAGAGCUGCAGGCCCAGAUCUAAAUGACUUUGUACAAUCUGUAGCUUGAACUCAAUUGGGGUCUUUAGGCGAUCUUGCAGUACACAUAACAACAGAAUUUAACUGGUGCUCAUAGCAGUUCCCACACUGUUACAGCACUAGUACAGGUGAUAUAGGAGAUGAACAUAGAUUUUAGCUGCCUUUAUUGACGUGAAGAUCUACUUAUAUAUACACCAGACCAGAUCUUCAGCCUCUGUAAACUGCGGCAAUAACUGAAGCCAGGGCAGUUUUACCAGUUUACAUCGGUUGAAUAUCAUUGAAAUCUAGAUUAGCAAGUAAAGAACACAUAACAAUGCUGAAUGACUGACCUGCCUGCCACAAGCUGAGAAUAUGGAAAUUAAGUCUGAAAUGCAUUGUUACUGCUGAAUAGCAGACAAAGUGCAACAUAGGCAUAUUCGUCCUCUUUCCAAAAAAGAAAAGGGGACUUCAGAUUUAUAAAUCUUUCCCUUCCUUCUUCAUGUCUGUAACUCUGCUCCCUGUAAGCAGAUGCAAAAUGUGAAAAUUAAUAUUAGUAGAUCAAAGCAUGAUGGAUAGGGAUGGCAAAGCAGUGACUUUCUAGCUUCUCUGCUGCUAUUUAAAUUUGCUAGUGCAAUACAGUAAAGGCAAACUUUGCCUUUCAGGGAAUAUUGUUGUAGCCAAUUAUCCCGGUAAAGAGAGAGGUGGGGAAAGGUAAAGAAAAUGGGAGGAUUAAGUGAGAGUACUUUCUGCUAAUGAGUAGUUCUAAACAGCGCCCAAAGAUUUACCCACAUAGGAUGAAAAUAACUUUAAUUCUGGGUGCUUGCAAAGGUGAGGUACAAAUAGUUACAGUUUCACGGAUGCCUAAAUAAAUAUUUGGGAAAAGUAGAAACCCUCUCUUUAAAUGCACUCUAGCCAACCUGUCUGUGCUUAUUGUUUGCUCGAAUGCCAUAUAAUCUUGCUGAACCUCUGAAGUUCUGAGCAGAUAUUUCUAAAUAUACUCACCUCUCAGCGGGAUCACUGGACUUUUUUAGCUGAGCGAAAAUAGUGCAUCGUUGUUUGAACCUCUGUCUUUUCUUAGACCACUUUUCCUUUAAAAAGCAUUUGAUUGUUAUAUAUACAUCUCUGUAUGCUUUUAUAGAAUACUACAACUAAGAGAAAUUUGAAACCGUAAUUAUAAUUUCUGAGGCUCCUGAUUCUGCAGUCUUACUGCUUUACUCUUGAAAGAAGAAUAAAUGCUGCAGUUUUA
Messenger RNA from Alligator mississippiensis (American alligator), 1959 nucleotides. RefSeq lists its product as uncharacterized. The record is from RefSeq and is a predicted model, not a curated record. The transcript has 4 exons. Gene Ontology annotation, molecular function: thiosulfate-cyanide sulfurtransferase activity. Bases 17 to 739 code for a protein of 240 amino acids. Lineage: Eukaryota; Metazoa; Chordata; Crocodylia; Alligatoridae.